Molecule: messenger RNA, 4090 nt
Organism: Ailuropoda melanoleuca (giant panda)
Lineage: Eukaryota; Metazoa; Chordata; Mammalia; Carnivora; Ursidae
Gene: CYFIP1
Product: cytoplasmic FMR1 interacting protein 1
Exons: 31
Coding region: 335-4090 (1251 amino acids)
Biological process (GO): regulation of actin filament polymerization
Molecular function (GO): small GTPase binding
Source: RefSeq, a predicted model, not a curated record
CCAGAGGAGAGCGCGGCCAGGGCCUCUCCGUCGCGUCUUUACCGUGGAUGGGGAUAAAGCGUGCGCUGCCCGGCAGGAAUCGCGGGGCGGUGGAGGGUGCGUCGCGCAAAAGAGAGAGCAGCCAGAUCCGCGGCCGGAGCGCGGAGGGAGGAGCGCCGGGAGGAAGAGGCCGAGCCGGGAGAGCCCCCGCCCCGGGAGGAAGGGGAGGAGGCCGGGUGUUUCCUGGCGCAUUCCCGGCCCGCCCGAGUGACUCACUCAGCCAGGAAACUCCCAGGGCCCGCCGGGGACCCCCGAGCUGCCGCCGCCGUCGCCGCCGCCGCCGACCCAGGCCAAGAUGGCGGCCCAGGUGACACUGGAGGAUGCACUAUCCAAUGUGGACCUCCUGGAAGAGCUGCCUCUGCCUGACCAGCAGCCCUGCAUUGAGCCCCCACCAUCCUCACUGCUCUACCAGCCAAAUUUCAACACUAACUUUGAAGACAGAAAUGCAUUUGUUACGGGUAUUGCAAGAUAUAUUGAACAAGCGACUGUCCAUUCUAGCAUGAAUGAAAUGCUGGAGGAGGGCCAAGAGUACGCGGUCAUGCUGUACACCUGGAGGAGCUGCUCUCGGGCCAUCCCACAGGUGAAAUGUAACGAGCAGCCUAAUAGAGUGGAAAUUUAUGAGAAAACCGUAGAGGUCCUGGAGCCUGAGGUCACAAAACUGAUGAAUUUUAUGUACUUCCAGAGAAAUGCCAUUGAGCGAUUCUGUGGGGAGGUGAGGCGCCUGUGCCACGCGGAGAGAAGGAAGGACUUCGUGUCUGAAGCCUACUUGAUCACGCUGGGCAAGUUCAUUAACAUGUUUGCUGUGCUGGAUGAGCUUAAGAACAUGAAGUGCAGUGUGAAGAAUGACCACUCGGCAUAUAAAAGGGCUGCUCAGUUUUUACGGAAAAUGGCGGACCCACAGUCCAUCCAGGAAUCACAGAAUCUGUCCAUGUUCCUGGCCAACCACAACAAAAUCACACAGUCUUUGCAGCAGCAGCUUGAAGUGAUUUCUGGCUAUGAAGAGCUCCUUGCUGAUAUCGUGAAUCUGUGUGUGGAUUACUACGAGAAUAGGAUGUACCUGACACCCAGUGAGAAACACAUGCUUCUCAAAGUCAUGGGGUUUGGUCUAUACUUGAUGGAUGGGAGUGUCAGCAACAUCUAUAAACUUGAUGCCAAGAAAAGAAUAAACUUAUCCAAAAUUGAUAAGUACUUCAAGCAGCUCCAGGUGGUUCCACUGUUCGGGGACAUGCAAAUAGAACUUGCAAGAUACAUCAAGACCAGCGCCCACUAUGAGGAAAAUAAAUCUCGAUGGACGUGCACGUCAUCCAGCAGCAGCCCGCAGUAUAACAUCUGUGAGCAGAUGAUCCAGAUCCGGGAGGACCAUAUGCGCUUCAUUUCAGAGUUGGCGCGUUACAGCAACAGUGAGGUUGUCACGGGGUCGGGCCGCCAGGAGGCUCAGAAGACAGACACUGAGUACCGGAAGCUGUUUGACCUGGCCCUUCAGGGCCUGCAGCUGCUGUCCCAGUGGAGUGCUCACGUGAUGGAAGUGUAUUCAUGGAAACUCGUGCACCCAACGGACAAGUACUCCAACAAGGACUGCCCCGACAAUGCUGAGGAGUAUGAGCGAGCCACCCGCUACAACUACACCAGCGAGGAGAAGUUCGCCCUGGUGGAGGUGAUUGCCAUGAUCAAAGGUCUGCAGGUACUGAUGGGCAGGAUGGAGAGUGUUUUCAACCAUGCCAUCCGGCACACCGUCUAUGCUGCUCUGCAGGACUUUUCCCAGGUCACCCUCCGGGAACCACUCAGGCAGGCCAUCAAGAAGAAGAAGAACGUCAUCCAGAGUGUCCUGCAGGCCAUCAGGAAGACCGUGUGCGACUGGGAGACUGGGCAUGAGCCCUUCAACGACCCAGCCUUGCGGGGCGAGAAGGACCCCAAGAGCGGCUUUGACAUCAAAGUACCCCGGCGUGCUGUAGGACCCUCCAGCACUCAGCUCUACCUGGUGCGCACCAUGGCGGAGUCCUUGAGCUCUGCCGAGCUGCUGAGGCAGCUCAAGUCUUUGGGCAUGGAAAGACUCUUGCAUGUGGUAAACGCGUUUCUGAGGCAGUCGUACACCUAUCCGCCUCUUUUAACCUUUGGUGAAACACUCCAGCAGUGCUGUGACCUUUCACAGUUGUGGUUCCGAGAGUUCUUUCUGGAACUGACAAUGGGCAGGAGGAUACAGUUCCCCAUUGAGAUGUCCAUGCCCUGGAUCCUCACGGACCACAUCCUGGAGACGAAGGAGGCAUCAAUGAUGGAGUAUGUUCUCUACUCCCUGGACCUGUACAAUGACAGCGCACACUAUGCCCUCACCAGGUUCAACAAGCAGUUUCUCUACGACGAAAUUGAGGCAGAGGUGAAUUUGUGCUUUGACCAAUUUGUUUAUAAGCUGGCAGACCAGAUAUUUGCAUAUUAUAAAGUUAUGGCAGGAAGUUUGCUUCUUGAUAAACGUUUACGAUCAGAAUGCAAGAAUCAGGGGGCAACGAUCCAUCUCCCGCCGUCUAACCGCUAUGAGACACUGCUUAAACAGAGGCACGUGCAGCUCCUAGGCAGAUCCAUAGACCUUAAUCGCCUGAUUACUCAGCGUGUCUCAGCAGCCAUGUAUAAGUCUCUGGAACUGGCUAUUGGACGAUUUGAAAGUGAAGACCUGACAUCAAUAGUUGAGUUGGAUGGUCUUUUGGAAAUCAACCGCAUGACCCACAAGCUGCUAAGCAGGUACCUGACACUGGACAGCUUUGAUGCCAUGUUCCGGGAGGCCAACCACAAUGUGUCAGCGCCCUACGGGAGAAUCACCCUCCACGUCUUCUGGGAACUCAACUAUGACUUCCUGCCCAACUACUGCUACAAUGGCUCCACCAACCGAUUUGUUCGGACAGUAUUACCAUUUUCUCAAGAAUUUCAAAGAGAUAAACAGCCUAAUGCCCAACCCCAGUAUUUGCAUGGAUCAAAGGCUCUGAACUUGGCAUACUCUAGCAUUUAUGGCAGCUACCGGAACUUCGUGGGGCCUCCUCACUUCCAGGUCAUCUGCCGGCUGCUUGGCUACCAGGGCAUUGCAGUGGUCAUGGAGGAGCUGCUGAAGGUCGUGAAGAGCCUGCUGCAAGGCACGAUCCUGCAGUACGUGAAGACGCUGAUGGAGGUGAUGCCCAAGAUCUGUCGCCUGCCCCGGCACGAGUACGGCUCUCCUGGCAUCCUAGAGUUCUUCCACCACCAGCUGAAGGACAUUGUCGAGUACGCGGAGCUGAAGACCGUGUGCUUCCAGAACCUGCGGGAAGUAGGCAAUGCUGUCCUCUUCUGCCUGCUCAUUGAGCAAAGCCUGUCUUUAGAAGAAGUGUGUGACCUGUUGCAUGCAGCCCCAUUUCAGAACAUCUUGCCGAGAGUCCACGUGAAAGAGGGAGAGAGACUUGAUGCCAAAAUGAAAAGACUGGAAUCAAAAUAUGCCCCACUGCAUCUUGUCCCUCUGAUUGAAAGACUGGGGACCCCUCAGCAAAUUGCAAUAGCGAGAGAAGGGGACUUGCUGACCAAGGAGCGUCUCUGCUGUGGCCUGUCUAUGUUUGAAGUCAUCCUGACUCGGAUCCGGACCUUUCUGGAUGACCCUAUCUGGCGUGGGCCUCUGCCCAGCAAUGGAGUCAUGCAUGUGGAUGAGUGUGUUGAGUUUCACAGACUGUGGAGUGCCAUGCAGUUUGUCUACUGUAUUCCUGUGGGAACACACGAGUUUACAGUCGAGCAGUGCUUUGGCGACGGGCUCCACUGGGCUGGCUGCAUGAUCAUUGUACUUCUUGGGCAACAGCGGCGCUUUGCUGUCCUGGAUUUCUGCUACCAUCUGCUUAAAGUCCAGAAACAUGAUGGCAAAGAUGAGAUUAUAAAAAACGUGCCGUUGAAGAAGAUGGUGGAGAGAAUUCGCAAGUUCCAGAUUCUAAAUGAUGAGAUCAUCACUAUCUUGGACAAGUACUUGAAGUCUGGUGAUGGAGAAAGCACCCCUGUGGAGCAUGUUCGCUGCUUCCAGCCACCUAUCCACCAGUCCCUGGCCAGCAGCUGA